Molecule: messenger RNA, 1058 nt
Organism: Lecanosticta acicola
Lineage: Eukaryota; Fungi; Ascomycota; Dothideomycetes; Mycosphaerellales; Mycosphaerellaceae
Source: the annotation of a GenBank genome assembly
AUGUUCUUUCCCCCGACGAGAGCUGCCUUUGUUGGCCUGCUGUUGAUUCUUUCAACCACUGCAGCUCCGUUGCAGAAGCAGAACCCGGAGCCUGUCAUCACGACAAACGUACGUACGUGAAAGCACGCUCACAUUCCCCAACGAACGCUACAUCUUCGUAGUUCGCAGACCCGUCGGUCCUCAAAGUCGGCGAUACCUGGUAUGCGUUCGGCUCGCAAUCCAACGUUGGUUCCAAGCAUAUCAAAGUCCAACUCGCCACUUCGAAAGACCUCAAGACCUGGACGGUGACAGGCAAGGACGCCCUCGGUACCCUCGCGCCAUGGGCCGAUGCUUCGAACCCAAAAGUCUGGGCACCGUCUGUCUCGCAGCGUGACGACGGCAGCUUCUUGAUGUACUACUCGGCAAUCACCAAGACGGCAGGCAACGGCCUCCUCCACUGUCUCGGCACGGCAAUGAGCAAAUCGAUCCAGGGACCUUACAAUUCCAACUCCGACGAACCUUUUGCCUGCCCUACAGAGCAGGGCGGCGCUCUCGACGCUUCGGCUUUCCACGACGCCGACGACGGGAAACACUACGCUCUCUACAAAAUCGACGCCAACGCCCUCGGCCACGGCGGCCUCUGCGAGAAUACCGUGCCGCCCAUCCAGACCACCCCCAUCGUGAUCCAACAAGUCCAAGCCGACGGGACGACCAAAAUCGGCGACCCCAAAACUCUCCUCACGAAUUCGGAAUCCGACGGCCCCCUUGUCGAAGCUCCCUAUCUGGUUCGCAACGCCGAUGGCGUGUACGUCUUAUUCUUCUCUUCGCAUUGCUGGGCAACGGCACAAUAUGCUGUGAACUAUGCCACGAGUACCGCUCCGACGGGAGGCUUUGUCAGGUCUGCGAAGGCGUUGUGGGCUACGGGCACACGGGGCAUGAUUGGACCGGGAGGGGCUUCGAUUUUGCCGGAUGGGAAAUAUAUCGCCUUCCAUGGAUAUGCUUCGAGGGAGGAGGUGGGGUCUGUACGGUCGAUGUAUAUUGCGCCGAUUCAGUUUCGGGGUCGUGAGGUGUUGAUUUGA